This is a messenger RNA of Xenopus tropicalis (tropical clawed frog), 6047 nucleotides long. It is a transcript of the gene slco5a1, whose product is annotated as solute carrier organic anion transporter family member 5A1. The record is from RefSeq and is a predicted model, not a curated record. The coding region runs from base 755 to 3394 and encodes 879 amino acids. Gene Ontology annotation, biological process: transmembrane transport. Gene Ontology annotation, cellular component: membrane; plasma membrane. Lineage: Eukaryota; Metazoa; Chordata; Amphibia; Anura; Pipidae. Gene Ontology annotation, molecular function: serine-type endopeptidase inhibitor activity; transmembrane transporter activity. The transcript has 10 exons.
GACGGUGUGAUUGGCUGUCAGGGCUGCGCUUGCCUCUUUGCUUUUCAUUAGAGCGGAUUGAGGGAGAGAAAGAAGAGUGGAUGUUGCCCGGGGAGGAGAGCCCCCUCGCCCGCUGGCAUAACGGGACCAGGUAGAGGGGAGGUAGCUGGUCGGGGUCGGUACCAACACCAGAACAGAAAGCUUCCCAGCCUCUUACAGUAACGCUCGCUUGCUCCAUGCACAGCCCGCACUGAGGCUCUGCCACACAACAUUACCAGACUCUGAUUCAUUGCUUGUGACCUUCACCUCAGGAUCAGCACAAUUACCAUUGGAGACUUUUAUUGGAGACAAUAGGGAUGAAAGAACUGCUGUCCGUGGUGAAAACAGAGAUGUGAAAGAUGAUGGGGGAUAAAGGGAUGGCCAGCAGUGCAACAGAGGAUGAUGCUCCAUUGGUACUAAUGGCACUUUUCUAUUGAUGAACACUGCCCCUCUAAAUAGGAAGGUCUAUGGGGCAACGGCAAGUGGGAGGAACAGCAAAUCUCAUUUUUUUUGGUAUCAGGGAGUAUUUCUUGCCUAUAUAUAACUGACUAUGGGAUCCACAACAGUAAAUGUAUGGAAGCUAUGAACACAACACACUUUUCAGGGGAAAAAAAUGACAUUUGUUUUUGUUAAAACAAUACAGAAGGAUUAUGCUGUGCUGCUUCAAAUAUAUAGUUGGUAGAUUUUACAUUGAUUGUUUGUCUUUUAAUCAUUGCACAAGAUAUAUUUGCUGACCAUGGCUUUAGAAAGCCACAAUGCACAGGCUCUAACUGCCUCAUAUCAACCUGAAUGCAAUGACCAUGAAUCAAAAGAUGGACCCAGGGAAUAUGUGGAGAGCUACAGGUCUCUAAGUCUGCCAGUCUUAAAUGGGUGUUGUAGAACUGCUUGUCAUGGGUUAGAAUGGAAAGUGGUGGACACAACCCAAACAAACCUGACCCAGGAUAAGAAAAUGUUUUUGCACAGCUUUCAAGGAAAUAUUGACGCUCAAGGGAGACUUUCUAGUGACAUAUCGUCUCAGAGUCAUGCAUCACCCACCAGGACAGCUAUUUCUUUUCAAAACACCUCAUUACUGGGGACUGGAUACACAGAAAGGAUAGAACCUAAUAGAAAUGGUAGCAAACAGAAAGGGCUCUCACAGUCUUCAACAGCCUCUUCCAUAAAAAGCAGGAAAGGCGUUGUUAUUGCACUGACAGACUCCCGGUGUUUUCUGGUAUGCAUGUGCUUUCUAACAUUCAUCCAGUCCCUUAUGGUCUCUGGUUAUUUAAGCAGUGUAAUCACCACCAUAGAAAGAAGGUAUAGUUUAAAGAGCUCUGAAUCUGGACUAUUAGUGAGCUGCUUUGAUAUAGGCAGUCUUCUGGUGGUGGUGUUCAUUAGCUACUUUGGUGGCAAAGGGCGUAGACCACGAUGGCUCGCAAUAGGAGGCUUGCUCAUUGCUCUCGGAGCGGCUCUUUUUUCUUUACCUCAUUUUAUUUCACCACCAUAUCAAAUUCAAGAGCUGAAUGCUUCAGUUGCAAAUGAAGGACUGUGUAUGAAUGGCAACACUACAGCCAAAGAUUCAUUGGAGUCAUCAAUGUGCCCUAGAGAAUCAGGUGGAAAAGAUCACUCCCUUUAUGUAGCUUUAUUCAUCUGUGCCCAAAUACUGAUUGGCAUGGGAUCUACGCCUAUUUACACCCUGGGACCAACUUACUUAGAUGAUAAUGUCAAGAAGGACAAUGCAUCAUUGUAUCUAGCAAUCAUGUACGUCAUGGGCGCGCUCGGCCCUGCUGCAGGGUACUUACUGGGCGGAGUCCUCAUUGGGUUUUAUGUAGAUCCCAGAAGCAUUAUUCACAUCGAGCAGAGUGAUCCUCGUUUCAUUGGGAACUGGUGGAGCGGAUUUCUGCUUUGCGCCAUGGCCAUGCUACUUGUCAUAUUCCCAAUGUUUACUUUUCCGAAAAAGCUUCCACCUCGGCAGAGAAAGAAGAAGAAAAAGAAAGGAAACUCUUAUGAUGUUUCCAGUGAGGAUGAUGUCUUGAAAGAGAAAUCCAGCAACAAAUCAAAAGCAGAUGCCAACCCCGGCCCCUCUAUUGGCUUUGGGAAGAAUUUUAAAGACCUCCCAAGAGCAGCAGUCAGAAUUUUAAGCAACAUGACAUUCCUUUUUGUGAGUUUGUCAUAUACAGCUGAGAGUGCCAUUGUCACCGCUUUUAUUACCUUCAUUCCCAAGUUCAUCGAGUCACAGUUUGGCAUCCCAGCUUCUAGUGCCAGCAUCUACACUGGCCUGAUCAUUGUGCCAAGCGCGGGGGUUGGCAUUGUACUGGGUGGUUACAUCAUUAAGAAGUUGAAACUUGGGGCAAGAGAGUCUGCAAAGCUGGCCAUGAUCUGCUGUGGGGUUUCCCUGCUCUGCUUUUCCACCUUGUUCAUUGUCGGAUGUGACAGUAUUAAUCUUGGGGGUAUUAACAUCCCUUACACCACUGGACCCACGCUAACCAUGACGCACAGAAAUUUAACUGGUGGGUGCAAUGUCAACUGCGGCUGUAAAAUCCAUGAAUACGAGCCAGUGUGCGGUUCAGAUGGAAUAACGUAUUUCAAUCCCUGCCUUGCCGGUUGUGUCAGUGUGGGAAAUCAUAGUGUAGCGGUAAGAAAUUAUACAGAAUGCGGCUGUGUCCAAAGUCGCCAGGUCAUCACCCCUCCAACUGUGGGACAACGUAGCCAACUCCGAGUGGUCAUUGUGAAAACCUACCUGAAUGAGAAUGGCUACGCAGUGUCCGGGAAGUGUGACCGAACAUGCAAUACACUCAUCCCAUUCCUCAUCUUUCUCUUUAUUGUUACCCUCAUCACUGCUUGUGCGCAACCCUCAGCCAUCAUAGUGACACUCAGGUCAGUGGAAGAAGGAGAGAGACCGUUCGCAUUGGGAAUGCAGUUUGUUUUGCUCCGGACUCUGGCGUACAUUCCCACUCCGAUUUACUUUGGCGCAGUGAUCGACACGACGUGCAUGCUCUGGCAGCAGGAUUGUGGCGUGCAGGGCUCUUGCUGGGAAUACAACGUGACGUCCUUUCGCUUUGUUUACUUUGGAUUGGCAGCUGGUCUGAAAUUCUUAGGAUUCAUUUUUAUAUUUCUGGCUUGGUAUUCCAUAAAACACAAAGAGGAUCAAUUGCAGAGAAGAAGGUGGAGGGCGUCGCCAAUAAGCACAGUCAGCGAGAUGGUCAGUAACGUGACGGCCGGACAGAACUAUGCACGGACAAGGUCCUGUCCCACUUUCGGUGCUAGGGAAGAACCUAAUGAAAAUAUAAACAUCAACCGAGGAAUCCAGCACACGGCACAAACCUACCCUGGACCUUUCCUAGAAGCAAUAAAUUCCUCCUUUGAAAACUCUCAAGAAGAAGCCCCAGCUGAAACCUAGAGCAGACAAUCUCUUUCACCGACCUCUGGCUUCCUUGGUUGAGCUCAAUGUGGCGCCUUGUGGAACACACGUGCCUUCUUUUUGAACUACAAAGGAGAAAUCACAAUGCAUUUAAUGAGUAGUUACAGGGUGAUUGAGGGCUGGUUACCUCAACUAUUCUUUUACUCUCCUUAAUAACUGGAGUUUUUAAUAUUUAGUGGUAUCUGUUCUGUUCUCCUACCCUAUGUGAUAGAUUGACACAAAUGUUGGUGGCUGAAAUUCAGCAAGCACUCAGCUGAUAGGUGUCUUCAACCUGGUGGACACUUAGCAAGCACUCAGCUGAUGGAUGUCUUCAACCUGAUGGACACUUAGCAAGCACUCAGCUGAUAGGUGUCUUCAACCUGAUGGACACUUAGCAAGCACUCAGCUGAUAGGUGUCUUCACCCUGGCUGACACUUAGCAAGCACUCAGCUGUUUGGUGUCUUUAAUGUGGCUGAAACUUAGCAAGCACUCAAUUGAUAGGUGUCUUCAACCUGUCUGAAGUUUAGCAAGCAUUCAGCUGAUUGGUGUAUUCAAUGUGGCUCGAACUUAGCAAGCACUCAGCUGAUUGGUGUCUUCAACCUGGCUGAAAUUCAUCAACCACUCAGCUGAUUGGUGAUUUCCACCUGGCUGAAGCUUAGCAAGCACUCAGUUGAUAGGUGUCUUCAAACAAUGCAUCUGAACUUUACUGUGAGGUAUGCUUUAAAGCACAACUAAAUUAGCCAAAACUAUGCAACUACAUUUGAAAAAUGGCAUUUCAAGCAUGUCAAAUACAUAGCAUAGGAAGAGAUCAAACAUACAUCACGUAAAAAGGCACAUAGAAGCUAUAAUUCAGGAUAUAUUUUCUAUCAGACUUCUAUGAUGCAUAGACUUAAUAUACACCAAGCAUGUAAAAUGUUUGCCGUCUCAUAAUCGCAACAUUAGAUAAAAGUGGCCUGAUAUAUGUCCUUGGGAUAUCUCUACUGAAUUAGUGGCUUAGAGAGACUCCCUUCUCAGUGGCAUAGCUUUUUUUUAAUGUAUGAGUAUAUUUUAUAUUUAUUUAGCCGGACUGAGCUAUGCAUGUAUAGAGUGGGACUCAUGGUGUAGAAAGGGAACUCCUUUUCACAUUUUCAAAUAUCAAUGUUACUGUCAUCCUAUAGCCCUAAUAGAACACCUCUGAGGUUUAGCAUCGAGAAGUGCCUUUGGAGCUCACCUGAGGUAUAGGGUGUACAUCCAUAGAGUGUAAUGCUCAGGGCAGCAACAGUACUGCGGUGGAUGAGCCUUCAAGGAAUGGUAGCCACCAGACCCUAAACUGGGACAGAUUGCUGAGCACACAGUAAGUCAAUUGACUUAUUUAAUGGGGUGCCUGGACCUAAGUCUUUGCCCACAGUGUGGGAACAUGGCUGCAUAAUUCCAAAUCAAGGGAAUAAGGUACCCUUCAAAUCCCGCUCCCUGCUGGGGUACAGGCUUAGUAACCCUGGCUCUAAAAAUCCAUGAUAGCCAAGGGACUGCAUAAAGACACUUUCUGGUCCUUUUAACAACUCUAUAAUAGAUGAGGAUAUCAGAAUGAGAUUUUAGCUCACUUUUAUGUGCAGCCCCAAAGGCCUGGUGGGGAGGUCCUACUGAAUCACUCUUAUAACCCCUGACAAGAUCAGCUGAUUAAGCAAAUCUGAGGUUAAAUGAGAACAAUAAUCUGUAUUGAGUUUAUAUUAGAGGGUUAGGUCUAUGCAAGCAUCCAAGGGAAACUAGUCUGUGCUGGUCAGUACCAUUGAGUGCCUGGGGUCCCUAUGUAUAAGCCCAGGAAGCAGAACUGAAAUCUAUAGAAAGUGAAAUUAUUAAUGUGAGAUAUCAGUGUCAGGGGUGGAAAUUACAUUAGAAUUGUAAAAUGUUAACACCCCAUUUUUUCUUUUUUUAGUUUCAUGAUGUUUUUUUAAUGAGUAGGAAAAAUGUUUUUUCAAUUUUCUUCUCGAGUCUUGGAGUCGAGAAAAUUCAUUGUCAUUUUGGUUAGUAAGUAAGUAAGUAAAAAAAAGACAAUUUAAUGGAAAAUAGAUUUUUCUAUUUCUACAAUUUAUAACCAGGGACCUAAGCCCUUAGUACAGUGGAGUAAAUAAUUAUUUCAGGUCUUACUGUGUCUCAGAAUAUAUUUGGGGUCUUACCCCCAUCCCUAACGGCUUUGAACUAAGGAUUCAGCUAGAGGGUUGGGUAUGGGGUAUUAGCUGGUAUAAGUGCCCUGCAAAUGUUCACUCAGGGAUCAAUGUGGAGGCAGCAUUAGCCGAUCCUCCCGUUUCCCCCAACUGCCCCCCAGCCUGUCGGGAAUAAGAGCUCGCCCAGUACUGUAUCAUGUUAAUCCCAGUCAUCACCCUGUGUAUUCGGUUUGGCACUUUCAAUCGAACAGAAAUGGGGCACAACCAACAGGAUGAAGAAAUGGAAACAUUAAGAUUUGAAAGAUGGUGGCAGGCUCAUAUCUUUUUGUCUUAGUAAUAACGAUUCCCUUAUUUAUUAUGCUCAUCUCUAUGAAAAUCCCCCAUCUACUUGUAUUAGGGACUCUGUGCAGCUGUUACCAUCACAUGGGAACAAAUGAAAUGGCUUGGUGGGACCAUGUGAUAAUCAGCAAUAUAAUGUAUCUUUGAGAAUUAAACCAAGAUUUAAAAUGUUU